AUGGAUAAUCCAUUUGCUCAACUUCGAGAACUUGUAGCAGGUUUGAACAGCCAAGAAGAGUUUAAAUCUCAUCUAGUUGAAAUUGUUGCUUUAAUUAGUAUGAUAAACAAGAUGUAUAUCGAUGUUUCAUUUGCAAGAAAUCAAACAUUGCUCGAAUUGCAAAAAGUUGUUAAGAACGUUCAUGCCAUUCACUCAACUAACGAUAGUUAUCUUUAUACGUGCCAAAUUAUGGCUGAAGAUAUUCAAAAUAUUGAAAUUCCGCCAUUCAAUCUUGAUGGUUUGAAUAUUCAACCAAGAGAAGAAUUUAUGGCUGCAGCAGGUAUGACAGAAGAAGAAGCUGCAAAGCUUCACCCAGAUGAUUUUAUGAAACAGCAAAUGCAACAUGAAAUCAAACGUUACAAAGAAUUAAAACAGCAAUACCAUGAACUGCAUGCUAAAUCUACUGAGCUUAAAGCCAAAUUGGUCAAUGUCAACAAGUUAUUUGCUCCAAUCAUGACAAAAAUUUGCGAAAUGGACGAAGUUCUUAAAAACUUCAAAGAAAAGUACUUGAAUAAUCAACCUCAAUAA
Messenger RNA from Trichomonas vaginalis G3, 567 nucleotides. RefSeq lists its product as uncharacterized. The record is from RefSeq and is a predicted model, not a curated record. The transcript has a single exon. Lineage: Eukaryota; Parabasalia; Trichomonadida; Trichomonadidae. Bases 1 to 567 code for a protein of 188 amino acids.